CUAAACUGAUGCUUUGAAAAAUCACUUUCACUAUUGAUAAAUACGAAUUCAAAAGUUGUUUUUCUAUCAUAAUAUUUGCACUAAUUUCAUUACACACGUUUUUACUAUUCUAAGCAGCUAAAGUCUGUAUAUAUUUUACGUUGUGAGAUUAAUUGAUUGCAUAAUCAAUCGUUUUGAUUCUAUAAAAGUUGUAGAAGAACUAGAAAAUAUGCUGAUGCAGAGGAAUCUAUCACUUGUUCAUAGGGCAAUGUCUUCAAUGGCCGAGCGUACGGUUAUUUGCGAAGAAGUGGGCAAAGACAAAGGGAUUAUUACUCUUAACCGACAAAAAGCAUUGAAUGCCAUCAAUCUUGACAUGGUCCGACAAAUUUAUGGAGCGUUGAAAAGUUGGCAAGACAACAAAAGUCUAGUGAUCAUCAAAGGUGCUGGUGAGAAGGCAUUCUGUGCGGGAGGAGAUGUGCGCGCUUUAGUUGAAAAUGGUCUGACACAAUCUUCUAAAAACUUUUUCCGAGAAGAGUACAGAUUGAAUGCUUUGAUUGGAUCCUACAAACCGGAUUAUGUAGCAAUUGUAGAUGGAAUUACUAUGGGCGGAGGUGUAGGACUAUCCGUUCACGGGAAAUACCGCGUGGCAACCGAACGCACCAUGUUUGCCAUGCCCGAGACAGCGAUCGGUUUGUUUCCCGAUGUCGGAGGUGGCUUUUUCUUACCUAGGCUAGAAGGUAAGCUAGGGUUGUAUCUGGGACUUACUGGAUUUCGAUUGAAAGGACAGGAUGUUACGAAAGCCGGGAUUGCUACCCAUUAUGUGGAGAGCAAGAAUCUAGAUGCUCUCGAAAAGGAACUUUGUACAACCAGGAACAGUGCGGAUGUUAAUGACGUGCUUAAUAGAUUCAACGUGACAGAUAGUUCGGAAUUUGUGCUACAAAAGCAUAUUAAACAAAUAAAUAAAUGCUUUGCUGGUUCUACCGUUGAAGAUAUUCUCGCCAAUCUCGAAUCGGAUGGUAGUGUCUGGGCACAAAAUACGUUGAAAACGCUAGCCAAAAUGUCUCCCACAUCCCUGAAAGUAUCCAUGAAACAAUUAGACAUCGGUAGAACCCUUGAUCUUCGAAGCUGCCUCAAGAUGGAAUUCCGCAUGGCGGUCCAUUGCGUAAUCGACAGCGAUUUUAAGGAAGGAGUCCGAGCGAUGCUGAUCGAUCGCGAUCAGGCCCCGAAAUGGAAACCAAUAAAAUUAAACGAUGUAUCCGAGCAACAGGUGGAACGAUUUUUCGGACCGCUGCCCGAUGGAGAUGAACUGGUAUUUGAGGAUGAGGUGAAAUCCAAUCUAUGAGCAGUACUGGCAAACCAACCAAGAGUGCAUUUGAUAUAUUUGUAAGGGUAAGGUGUAAUCAUUUAAACGCAAAGCGUGGGAGGAAUAAGAUUCCGUUUUAGAUUUUAUACUCCAAGUAAUUAGUAGUCUGUGCGUUCCAAUCGAAGACUAAUAAAUUAAUAAAUAAUAACA
This is a messenger RNA of Toxorhynchites rutilus septentrionalis, 1492 nucleotides long. RefSeq names its product 3-hydroxyisobutyryl-CoA hydrolase, mitochondrial (gene Hibch). The record is from RefSeq and is a predicted model, not a curated record. Bases 209 to 1321 code for a protein of 370 amino acids. Gene Ontology annotation, molecular function: 3-hydroxyisobutyryl-CoA hydrolase activity. NCBI's taxonomy places the organism in Eukaryota, Metazoa, Arthropoda, Insecta, Diptera, Culicidae. Gene Ontology annotation, cellular component: mitochondrion. Gene Ontology annotation, biological process: L-valine catabolic process. The transcript is spliced from 2 exons.